AUGAAGCCUCAAACCGCUGCUUUCCUCCUCACCCUCUGCGGCUCUGCUUUUGCCGUUCCUGUCCCCAACGAGAAGUUCCAAGAACAGCCGACUGCUGCUGGCUCAGUGGCGUCUGUGACUGGCACGCCUUCGAGUCUGCCUGUUGGCUUCCCUCCUCAGCAGUCCGGCACUCCUGCUGGCGCUCCCUCCGGUUUGCCUUCGAACUUCCCUCCGGCUCCUGGUCCCUCCGGGUUCCCCUCUGCUGCUCCUGACGCUGCUUCGUCAAGCUUCGGUCCCGCUCCUUCGGGCCCUGCUCCCUCUGGCGGCCCGUUCGGAUCCAACCCAUUUGGAUCUAACCCGUUCGGCUCCGCUCCCUUCGGUACCGCACCAUUCGGUGCUGGUCCUACUCCUUCUGGCCCUCCGUUCGGGGCUCCCUCCGGGUUUCCCUCUGGAACUCCCUCUGGAUUCCCUUCUGGCACUCCCUCUGGCCCGCCGCCGCAGGGCCCUAAGCCCACUGGCGGCUUUGGCCAACAGCAGCAGCAGCAGAAGCGCUCUCAGCCUUCUGAGGAGGGUCAGCAGCAGGGUCAAUUCGGUGAGGGAGGUGGUCUUCCUCCAUUCGCCUCGGGUGCUACUCCUUCCGGCCCUGCUCCUUCGGGUGCUACCCCCUCUGGCCCUGCACCUAGUGGCCACGGCCACCACGGUGGCUUCGGUGGCUUCGGUGGUUUCGGUGGCUUCGGUGGCUCUGGUGCUGGCCUCUCCGGCGCUGCUCCUUCUGGCGCGGCUCCCUCUGGUCCUGCUCCCUCUGGCGGUGCUUUCGGCUCGAACCCUUUCGGCUCAAACCCGUUUGGUUCUAACCCAUUCGGUUCUAACCCAUUCGGUUCUGCUCCCUUCGGCACUGCUCCUUUCGGUGCUGGUCCUACUCCUUCGGGCCCUGCUCCUUCCAGCUUUGCUUCUGGCUCUACGCCAUCUGGAACUCCCUCUGCCUUCCCUACUCCUUUCGCGCAGUAA
This is a messenger RNA of Aspergillus chevalieri, 987 nucleotides long. Its product is annotated as extracelular proline-glycine rich protein. The record is from RefSeq and is a predicted model, not a curated record. NCBI's taxonomy places the organism in Eukaryota, Fungi, Ascomycota, Eurotiomycetes, Eurotiales, Aspergillaceae. The transcript has a single exon. The coding region runs from base 1 to 987 and encodes 328 amino acids.